CUUUCUCUUCCAUCUCAUUUUCUUCCAACUUCAUAGAUAAAUCAUGGCCCCCAGAGUAAUCGUUGUCGGUGGUGGAUUGUCCGGUCUCAGUGCCGCCCACACCGUCUACCUCAACGGUGGAAGUGUUCUCGUUCUUGACAAGCAAGCAUUCUUUGGUGGCAACUCAACAAAGGCCACGUCCGGUAUCAACGGUGCUCUCACUCGCACCCAGGUCGACCUCAAUAUCCGAGACAGUGUCAAGCAAUUCUACGAUGACACAUUGAAAUCCGCCCGUGAUAAGGCUCGCCCUGAUCUCAUCAAAGUCCUCACAUACAAGUCCGCUGCUGCCGUAGAGUGGCUGCAAGAUGUCUUCAACCUCGACCUUACACUGGUUUCUCGUCUUGGUGGCCACUCGCAGCCCCGAACCCACCGUGGUCACGAUGCCAAAUUCCCUGGUAUGGCCAUCACAUAUGCUCUCAUGCAGCGCCUAGAGGAGCUCUCCGAGUCGGACCCCGACCGCGUUCAGAUUAUCAAGAAGGCUCGUGUUACGGCUGUCAACAAGGACGGCAAUGCUGUCACUGGUGUCACAUUUGAGGUGGACGGUGAGACGAAGACGGCCGAUGGUGUUGUCAUCCUGGCUACUGGUGGUUAUGCUGCUGAUUUCGGUGACUCGUCGCUCCUUAAGAAGCACCGCCCCGACACGUUUGGUCUGUCCAGCACCAACGGUACUCACGCCACUGGUGACGGCCAGAAGAUGUUGAUGUCCAUCGGCGCCAACGGUAUUGAUAUGGACAAGGUUCAAGUCCACCCCACGGGUCUUGUCGACCCCAAGGACCCCACUGCCAAGUUCAAGUUCCUUGCUGCUGAGGCCCUCCGUGGUGAGGGUGGUCUCCUCCUCAACUCGGAUGGCGAGCGAUUCUCUGAUGAGCUUGGUCACCGUGAUUACGUCUCCGGUCAGAUGUGGAAGGAGAAGGAGAAGGGCAAGUGGCCCAUUCGCCUUGUCCUCAACAGCAAGGCCUCUAAAGUCCUUGACUUCCAUACUCGCCACUACUCCGGCCGUGGUUUGAUGAAGAAGAUGACCGGCAAGGAGUUGGCAAAGGAGAUUGGUUGCGGCGAAGCCAAGCUGCAGAAGACGUUCGAGGACUACAACGCCAUUGCCGAGGGCAAGAAGAAGGACCCUUGGAACAAGCGCUUCUUCCACAACCUGCCGUUCAGCAUCGAUGAUGAGUUCCACGUUGCCCUCAUGGAGCCUGUUCUGCACUUCACUAUGGGUGGUAUCGAGAUCAACGACCGCGCCGAGGUCCUGAACUCUGAGCACAAGCCCUUCGAUGGCCUUUACGCUUGCGGUGAACUUGCUGGUGGUGUCCACGGUGCCAACCGCCUGGGUGGUUCUUCUCUCCUCGGCUGUGUCGUCUACGGUCGUGUCGCUGGUGACAGCGCUAGCGAGUAUCUUUUCAAGAAGCUUGUUGCUGGCGGUGGCUCUUCUGCCCAGCAGCGUCUUGGCCAGAUCUCUCUCCACAUUGAUCCCGCUACUCCUGGCAAGGUCUCUGUUGAAUGGAAUGGCGCUGGUGCUGCUAAAGCCUCUGGUACUAAUCCCGCCGUCUCCACGGCACCUCUCCCCGCUAAUGCUGAUGCCCCUGCUGAGACAUCGAAGCCUCCGACUAAAGCCCCCAAGAAGUUCACCAUCCCCGAGACCGAGUACUCGAUGGAGGAAGUGGCCAAGCACAACAAGAAGGAUGAUUUAUGGAUUGUCGUCAAGGGCAUUAUUCUCGACGUGACUAACUGGCUGGAUGAGCACCCCGGUGGUGCCAACGCCCUGUUCAACUUCAUGGGGCGUGAUGCCACGGAAGAAUUUGAGAUGCUCCACGACGACGAAGUCAUUCCUAAAUACGCUCCUCAUAUCGUCAUUGGUCGGGUGAAGGGUCAAACUCCCAGCCUUGAAUACUAAGCAUGAAUAGACGGGCAUAUUUAAAUUGACCAAAAUCGUGAAUGAUUACUUCGAUACAUACCCUUCUUAUGUUUGCUCUGCGACGCCUUGAUUAGUCAUGAUGUUACCUAGCUAUAUUUCUCUCUGUAAGAUACUAUGUAUAUCUUUCAUCUUUCAUA
This is a messenger RNA of Aspergillus nidulans FGSC A4, 2085 nucleotides long. It is a transcript of the gene osm1, whose product is annotated as putative fumarate reductase Osm1. Gene Ontology annotation, molecular function: fumarate reductase (NADH) activity; oxidoreductase activity; FMN binding. The transcript is spliced from 5 exons. The record is from RefSeq and is a predicted model, not a curated record. Lineage: Eukaryota; Fungi; Ascomycota; Eurotiomycetes; Eurotiales; Aspergillaceae. Bases 44 to 1927 code for a protein of 627 amino acids.